Molecule: messenger RNA, 742 nt
Organism: Austrofundulus limnaeus
Lineage: Eukaryota; Metazoa; Chordata; Actinopteri; Cyprinodontiformes; Rivulidae
Product: vitamin D3 receptor A
Biological process (GO): cell differentiation; negative regulation of transcription by RNA polymerase II; positive regulation of transcription by RNA polymerase II
Cellular component (GO): nucleus
Molecular function (GO): vitamin D response element binding; zinc ion binding; nuclear receptor activity
Source: RefSeq, a predicted model, not a curated record
UGAUGGAGCCCAUGACGGUGACAACGUCAGUGGUUGGACCAGAUGAGUUCGACCGCAAUGUCCCACGGAUCUGCGGAGUGUGUGGAGACAAGGCCACUGGCUUUCACUUUAACGCCAUGACCUGUGAAGGCUGCAAGGGCUUCUUCAGGCGCAGUAUGAAACGUAAAGCCUCCUUCACCUGUCCAUUCAAUGGAAGCUGCACCAUCACGAAGGACAACCGGCGCCACUGCCAAGCCUGUCGUCUUAAACGCUGCAUUGAUAUCGGCAUGAUGAAAGAGUUCAUACUGACAGAUGAGGAGGUUCAAAGGAAAAGGGAAAUGAUCAUGAAGAGGAAGGAGGAGGAAGCGGCCCGGGAGGCGCAGAGGCCACGGCUGAAUGAGGAGCAGUCUCGGAUCAUCUCCUGCCUGGUGGAAGCUCACCACAAGACCUAUGACACCUCCUAUACUGACUUCACACGCUUUAGGCCACCUGUGCGUGAUGGCCCGGUUACACGCAGUGCCAGCAGAGCCGCCUCUCUUCACUCACUGUCUGAUGCCUCUUCUGAUUCAUUUAAUCACUCUCCUGAGUCGGUGGACACCAAGAUGAACUUCAACAGCCUGUUAAUGAUGUACCAGGAUGGUGCUAGCAGUCCUGAUUCCUGUGAGGAGGACGCCAAACUCUCCAUGCUGCCCCACCUGGCUGACCUGGUCUCUUACAGCAUCCAGAAAGUCAUAGGCUUUGCCAAGAUGAUCCCAGGCUUUAG